This is a messenger RNA of Jatropha curcas, 1215 nucleotides long. The record is from RefSeq and is a predicted model, not a curated record. NCBI's taxonomy places the organism in Eukaryota, Viridiplantae, Streptophyta, Magnoliopsida, Malpighiales, Euphorbiaceae.
AUGGCCUUCAUUCAUCAUGAUCAAGAAAGCUUAUAUGAAGCAUGGGAAAGAUUUAAAGAUUUAUUGAGAAAAUUUCCUCAUCAUAGUUUGCCUAAAUGGUUACAAGUCCAAACUUUCUAUAAUGCUUUUUCACCUAACAUUAAGAUUGCUCAUGAUGCAGCUGCAGGAGGAUCUUUCGAAAGAAAGGAAAUCGAUGAGGCAUAUGAUUUGAUAGAAGAAAUGGCAACCAACAGCCAUUAUCAAAGCAGUUCUGAAAGGAGAAAAACUGCAGGGAUCAAUGAAAUCGAUGCCAUCAGUGCACUCAAUGCAAAGGUAGACAAUAUGGUAAGAAAACUAGACUUACUAACCACUAAAUCUGUGAACUCCAUCAUGCAAACUUGUGAUAGAUGCAACGAACCACAUGGAAUUGGAGAAUGCAUGCUAGAUUCUGCAAAUCCACAGACUUUAGAGCAAGUGAACUACAUGAUGAACCAAGGGAGGAGGAAUUACCCAUACUCGAAUCCUUACGACAACAAUUUGAGAAAUCAUCCUAAUCUUUCAUAUGGUAAUUCUAAUAAUACCUUGAAUGCAACACCAGGUUUCUUGCCUCCGGAAAAAAAGUCUCAUGAUGACCUCCUCACUGCUCUUUCAAAAUCACACAUGGAUUUUAUGAAUGAGACAAGAGAACACAAUAAAAUCCAACAAGCUGCGAUAAGAAAUCUGGAGAUCCAAAUGGGACAGUUUGCGAAUAUGAUGGCAGCUCGACCUCAAGGUACGUUACCUAGUAACACUGAGAAAAAUCCUAAAGAACAAGUACAAGCCAUCACCUUGGGAAGUGGCAGACAGUUGGAGGAUAAGCCCAGAAAGGAGAAAGAGAAGGAAGAAGAGAGAAAGGCACCUAUCAUUGAUCUAGUGGAAAAGGAAGAAGUGAAACCUUAUGUUCCACCCGUCCCAUUUCCACAAAGGUUAAAAAAGACACAGGAUGAUAAGAGCUUCAUGAAAUUUCUUGACGUCUUCAAGAAGCUUCAAAUAAACAUUCCUUUUGCUGAAGCUCUUACUCAGAUGCCCAGCUAUGCAAAGUUCUUGAAGGAAAUCUUGAGCAAGAAAAGAAAGAUUGAUGAUCAGGGAAUGGCGAAACUGAUAGAGGAAUGCAGUGCAAUUAUUCAAAAUAAAUUGCCUCCUAAACGAGCAGAAAGAAAGAUUGAUGAUCAGGGCACAUGGCAGAAACUGGAUUAG